GUAACAGGCAACGUCAUCACCUCGCCAUAGUGAUACGUGUAUGUUUAGAGUGGAGGGUGUUUAUCUUUCCGAAGAUACUCAAAGAUCAUUGUGAUGGAUCAGGUGAUGCAGUUUGUGGAGCCUGGACGGCAGUUUGUAAAGGACUCCAUCAGACUGGUGAAGAGAUGCACAAAACCUGACAGGAAAGAGUUUCAGAAGAUUGCCAUGGCCACAGCGAUUGGGUUUGCAAUCAUGGGUUUCAUUGGGUUCUUCGUCAAGCUCAUCCACAUCCCCAUUAACAACAUCAUAGUUGGUGGUUAAACUGUACUGGAGACUGAAGUGCUGGACUUGUGCCUUGCUGAUUUCCCCCCCCCCCAAUAUAUCUUUCUUGUAUGUUUGUAAAUUAAAGUAUUACAAUUUUGUUUUAAGGAAUAUGCCACACAUUCAUUACAAACUGUAUUUGCAUGCCCUGUAUUGUAUAAAAACCUUUUACAUGUAUUUAUAAUGUGUUUUGUUCAUUGGUCUGUUCUACAGCGAAUGCAACAAAUGAUCACAUCCCAGUAGGAUAUAGAAAUAAAUACAACAUGAACAAAGCAAA
Neoarius graeffei (lesser salmon catfish) is the source of this 577-nucleotide messenger RNA. RefSeq names its product protein transport protein Sec61 subunit gamma. Lineage: Eukaryota; Metazoa; Chordata; Actinopteri; Siluriformes; Ariidae. The record is from RefSeq and is a predicted model, not a curated record. The coding region runs from base 94 to 300 and encodes 68 amino acids. The transcript is spliced from 4 exons. Gene Ontology annotation, molecular function: transmembrane protein transporter activity. Gene Ontology annotation, biological process: post-translational protein targeting to membrane, translocation; protein targeting. Gene Ontology annotation, cellular component: Ssh1 translocon complex; membrane.